AGAACCAACCUUAAAUUAUUGUCUGCACGUCAAAAUUUUCUGCUAUCCUCCUUGAAAAUGGCGACUCGUUUACUGAGGAUUGGCACCGUUCUGCGGUCUUAUUCGGAUAGAAAGAGCGUUCUCCAGCUUCCGAAGCGAUGGAGAUCAUCGCAAGCUUCCCUCCAAGAAAUUCUUAUAAAUCAGCCAGCAACCAGGGUUACCACUUUAGACAAUGGAAUGAGAGUAGCCAGCGAAGACAGUGGAGCUGCUACUGCUACUGUAGGAAUUUGGAUUGAUGCAGGAAGUCGCUAUGAGACCGAUGAAAAUAAUGGAGUCGCUCACUUCCUCGAGCAUAUGUCAUUCAAAGGAACCGCGAAACGCUCGCAAAUCGACCUUGAAUUAGAAAUCGAAAAUAUGGGAGCUCACUUAAAUGCAUACACCGGCAGGGAACAGACUGUCUACUACGCCAGGUGUUUGUCGCAAGACGUUCCGAAAAUGGUCGAAAUUCUGAGCGACAUAAUUCAGAAUUCGAAAUUGGGCGAGAGCGAAAUAGAGAGGGAACGAGGGGUAAUUCUUAGAGAAAUGCAGGACGUCGAGACGAAUCUCCAGGAGGUCGUAUUUGACCACCUGCACUCAGUUGCCUUCCAAGGCACUCCCUUGGGAAGGACAAUCUUGGGACCAACUAAGAACAUCAAGUCCAUCUCCAGGAAUGACCUCGUUACCUACGUCAGGAAUCAUUACGGUCCUCCAAGGUUUGUGCUUGCGGGAGCUGGAGGUGUCGAGCACCAGCAACUGCAAGAUCUGGCAGAAAAGCAUUUUGGUAAAAUGACUGGUCCCAAGUACGACAAAAUUCCAGACCUUCUGAACAAGUGCCGAUAUACCGGAUCGGAAAUCCGUGUUCGUGACGAUUCCGUUCCUCUCGCACACGUCGCCAUUGCCGUUGAAGGUGUCGGAUGGGCAAAUCCCGACAACAUUCCUCUCAUGGUAGCCAAUACUCUCCUCGGCACCUGGGACCGCAGCCAAGGUGGUGGUGGAAACAAUGCAAGUAAUUUGGCAAGAGCAUCUGCCGAGCAAGGAUUGUGCCACAGCUAUCACAGCUUCAACACCUGUUACAAGGACACCGGACUGUGGGGAAUUUACUUUGUUUGUGAUGCCCUGCAAUGUGAAGAUAUGACAUUUACGUUAUUACAAGAGUGGAUGCGACUUUGCACUUCAGUCACAGAGAAGGAAGUUGCGCGUGCAAAGAACAUUUUAAAGACGAAUAUGCUCUUGCAGUUGGACGGAACUUCCAACAUUUGUGAAGAUAUUGGUAGACAGUUGCUCUGCUACGAACGACGAAUCCCGCUUCACGAACUGGAAGCCAGAAUAGAAAGUGUCACAGCAAAAACUAUCCACGAGGUUGGAAUGAAUUACAUCUACGAUCAUUGCCCAGCGGUGGCUGCCGUUGGUCCAGUCGAAGCUCUGCCCGACUACAACAUGAUCAGCAGUGGAAUGUACUGGUUAAGAGUUUAAAUCUCCUCCUGAAUCAAGAGUCACCAAUGUAUCAUAAUUUUAGCAAAAAACUAACUGCACAAUGGUAAAUUUGUGUCUAAUUCAUGAGGUAAUAUAUAAUUUCGAGUAUCUUCAUGUUUUCGUUAUGAAUCAUGAUUUCACAGCUUUACUAUUGUUCAUGUAAAAUAGAAAAAUCAUACAUAGAACCUGUUCAAAUAAAUUGUAUGGAAAACGCGCAUUCUUUAUUUCUACUCGCACUGAUGUACCAUAUAAGUUAUCCAGCGAAAUUUUUUUUCUUCAUUUUUCACGACUGUUGCAUUCGGCUUUUCGAUUUAAUAAAUUCAACCAAUCCAUAGU
Belonocnema kinseyi is the source of this 1827-nucleotide messenger RNA. RefSeq names its product mitochondrial-processing peptidase subunit beta (gene UQCR-C1). Gene Ontology annotation, cellular component: mitochondrion. The transcript has 6 exons. The coding region runs from base 58 to 1491 and encodes 477 amino acids. Gene Ontology annotation, molecular function: metalloendopeptidase activity; metal ion binding. NCBI's taxonomy places the organism in Eukaryota, Metazoa, Arthropoda, Insecta, Hymenoptera, Cynipidae. The record is from RefSeq and is a predicted model, not a curated record.